Stylonychia lemnae is the source of this 2280-nucleotide messenger RNA. The record is from the annotation of a GenBank genome assembly. NCBI's taxonomy places the organism in Eukaryota, Ciliophora, Spirotrichea, Sporadotrichida, Oxytrichidae.
AUGACAAAGGGCAAAUAGAAGAAAGAUCAACUACCCGACCAAGCCGUUAUAGAUUACCAGAAUUUCAUGCAUUUUAUGAGCUAGCAAUAGCAAGACUCGUUUACUGUAAGCGAGCACAUCUUUGAGAAAGUCAUACUAAAGAAAUUCCAGAAGAUUAUUCAGCAAAAAGACAUAGUAGCGAAGUCCACUCCGUUUUCGGUUAAUCUCACAGCAGCAAUACUAUAGGAGAUAAUACAGAUAUACUUCUUGCCAUUGGAUUAGAAAAAAGACGAUAUGUUUCUUAACUCUGAUGAGGAACCAGUGCCAAUCUAUAUGGACAACUGCAAACCAAAAGGUUCGUCCUUGGAAAUAAGACAACAGCCAGUUAAAUAAUUAAGCAAGCAGGACUCCUUCUAAAAUUCAAUAGCUGAUCCACUAGACAGACGCAGUAUAAAUUCUUACAGAAGAACUGGACGUUAGAACAAUGUCACUUAGGUUAAGCAGCCAAAGAUAGUGAGCUUGAUAGAUGACAAGGAUCAAUCAAGAAAUCAAGAACCAAAUGAAACUGAACUAGACAGAGAAAUAAAUGAGUAAAUUGCAAAUCAAAGGAAGCGUUUAGCUAAGAGGGACCAGGAUCUCAGGAAAAAAGAGGAACUGGAGAGAGAUAAGAACGCUAAGAGGCAGAGUGAGACCGCCAACAGCUUAGAUUUGGAUUUCAUGCUCAAGUCAGAUAAGAAGAAUGACCAACUAUUUCAUAUCGAGGCAGACGGGUCUAUCACAAAAGUCUUGAAGCCACAAGUUGAACGAUUCCCAAAGCAAAUAAUCAACCCACUCACUUACUCAAUCAAUGAUCACUCUCUGCAUGUGGAUGAAAGUGAUUUCAACAGAUCAAAGCGCAUUCAUGGGUCUCAUAGAGAAAUGAGUGUAGAAUACUUAGAGGAAGAGCUGACUUCCAAUAUGUACAAGGAGAUUAAAGAUCAGUCUAAGGUGAUAGAUUCUUAGUUUUCGCAAAUUUAAAAGUAUAUGCACACUAGAAAAGAAGUUCAACUACGAGAUUCUGUUGGGAAUUUAAUAUCAUAAACUAAAUCUGAUCAUCAUAAGAAGUCUCAAAGCAGUCGUGUUGGCUCUCAAGAGACUUUUAACAAUAUGAACAGAACUUAGUACUCCAUUCAAGAUUACAGAUAAAAGUUCGACUCUCAAAACAUUGCCCUUACCAAAUUUGAAGAGAUCAAGUUAGCUAGAAUGCUUGACAUUUCCAAGUAGUAGUUUGGUCAGAGCACUUUUCUGGAUCAGUCCUCUCUCUAUGAUAGCAAGCUACUCGAGCCUAUUUAAACCAAUCGCAAUUCAUUGAUUGACAAUAUGAAUCCCUCAAUUACUCCUCCAAAGACAGUGCUUAACGCAAAUCUGGAGUCACAGCCGAAUAUGUUCAAGUUUGACGAGUCAACUCUCAACAUCAACGAUAAUCCAAUUCUAAAGCUGAAUCAGUCUAAGAUGUCAAAGUAUGAAGCUUUGAGAAAGAGUUUGAGGAUAGGGGGCAAUGUGCUAGUAAAUGCAAAUCCAUCUAUUGUCGUUGACGACAUGAUAUCUGUUGGAGAGAGCACUAUAAUGUAAAACUCUUUCUAUUUGCCUUCUCUAAUAGCAGCUACACCAACUAACAUGAAUAUGAGUAUGUCUACAAAGAGAAAGAACUCGAUGACAUCUAGAAGACUAGAUUAGUCCAUGGUUGUAGUGAGCGACUAUAAGUCAUCUAAUUUUAACGAUGAGAGUGGCCAGAAUUUGCCUGGAGUCAAUUCAUCUUAAUAUGGAAUUGGUUCCUUUGCUAGCAGUAACAAAAAGAUAACCGAUAGAAUGAGGAAUUUAAGAACUCAAGUAAAUUCACCAGCAAAUAAGGAGAGAACUCUGAAUUAGACAUUCACUACAGGUACUGAUCUUAAUACGAGCAAGGAUCUGGACAUGUAUUUGAAGAGUAAAAUGUAGCCAAGACAAGUCCUGGAGAAAAUUAAGCAGAAACAAAAGAUCAAAUAGGACAAAUUAUCUAUUGGCAGAGAGGGUGCAUUUGGAGAGCUCUCUUAGGCGAAUGUCAAAAAUCUAGCAACAGCAAAACCCUUCUUAAAAUUCAACUUGAGAAGUAAACUCAAUAUAAAAGCCAUGAUAGACUAAAACUAUGAUGGAAGAUAUCCUAAAGAAAAUAAAUUGCCGCCACCUUAAUUGGGAAAGACUAUGGGACAUGGGAUAAUAAGAGAGAAUGUAAAGACCAGUACAUCAAGACCCUUUUCAUACAGAGAGGAAAGCUAGCACUGA